UGACACCUAGAAAAUGGCGCCUCUAUUGAGUUUAUACCUAGAGUUUUCGAAUCGAUUUUUCACGGUAAAUAAUUCCUUUCCCUGUGAAUACGAGAAAUAUUUGCUUAGCCUGUAAAAUAAUAUAGUUUUUUUUUCACAAUCCUGUCGUUUUGUUUGUAUUUGGAGGGCGAAUAUUACCGAAAAUAGCCCGUAACAACCACGAAUGUAGGUUGGAUGAAGAGCGAGCAACUGUCAACACAACUGAGAAAGCGGUCGAGAUGUCCCAUCUCCCGACAAAAUACAUUCUUAUUCACGCAGAUUAGAGGAGUCGAUAAUUGUGUAUUAUACCUUUGUGACAGACUACCCCAGUUUGUGCUAACGUGAUAAUGGCAGAGGCUGUGAGAGUUAUUGUGCGCUGUCGUCCUUUAAACAAGAGAGAGAAGGACCUUAAAUGUGAAACCGUGCUUGAGAUGGACAGUGACACUGGCCAAUGCCGCUUGCACAAGCCAGGGGAUAAGACACAGCCCCCAAAAGCAUUUACAUUUGAUGGGGCCUAUUUUAUCGACUCAACAACAGAGAAUAUCUACAAUGACAUCUGUUUCCCUCUUGUGGAGGGGGUCCUGGAAGGCUAUAAUGGCACUGUAUUUGCCUACGGCCAAACUGGGUGUGGCAAGUCAUUCAGCAUGAUGGGCAUAACUGAUCCACCAACUCAGCGUGGAAUAAUUCCUAGGGCUUUUGAACACAUUUUUGAAUCGAUAAAUGUUGCUGAUGAUAGCAAGUUCUUAGUCCAUGCGUCCUAUUUAGAGAUUUACAAUGAAGAAAUCAGAGAUUUAUUAGGAAAAGAUCAUAAAGCAAAAUUAGAUUUAAAGGAACAUCCUGAUAAAGGGGUUUAUGUUAAGGAUCUUACCAUGAUUCCUGUUAACUGUGUUUCUGAGAUAGAGCAUGUUAUGGACUUGGGAAGUAAGAAUAGGUCUGUUGGUGCUACUCUGAUGAAUGCUGAUUCAUCCCGAUCCCACUCAAUCUUCAGCAUCAACCUUGAGAUUUUAGAUGAUGAUUCGGAGGGUAACGAGCACAUAAGAGCAGGAAAGCUCAAUCUUGUAGAUUUAGCAGGUAGUGAGAGGCAGUCCAAGACGGGGGCUACUGGCGGUCGUCUUAAGGAAGCCACUAAGAUUAACCUGUCCUUGUCAGCUCUUGGAAAUGUCAUAUCAGCCCUUGUGGAUGGCAAGGCUAAGCACAUUCCCUACCGUGACUCAAAACUCACACGACUUCUUCAGGAUUCACUAGGGGGUAACACCAAGACCCUCAUGGUAGCAUGUCUAAGUCCUGCUGAUAACAACUACGACGAGACCCUGAGCACCCUGAGGUAUGCCAACAGAGCCAAAAACAUCAAGAACAAACCCAAGAUUAAUGAGGAUCCCAAGGAUGCGCUUCUAAGGCAGUACUCAGAAGAGAUUGAACGUCUGAAGAAAAUGCUUAUGGGGCAGAUGGAAAUACCUACAGAUCUUCUUGGAGGUGGUGGGGCUCCCGCCAUAGCAGCUAACCCAGCAGCCCCAAGAAGAUCCUCCAUAUCUGGUGACCACUCUGCCAUAUUGGCAGUGGAGACAGAGAAGGUCCGGCAAGAUUACGAGUCCAGACUAGCAGACAUGAAGAGUAUGUAUGAGGCUGAGCAGAUCUCCAAACAGAAGCUACAGACUGAGAUGGAGAAACUCCGAGCGGGUUACAACAAGAAGGUGCACGAGAUAGAGGAACAAUACAGGGCAGAUGAGGAGGGCGUGGCUGCACAAGGGGUAUCAUCUGUGACACCUGAGGCCGGAAGUGCCCUCAGUGUUAUUGCCUUAGAGGAGCAUUUUUUUUUUCAGUCUCUACGGGGGUCUGAACCGAACAACAACGCGCUAUCUUUGAUCUCGGGGCCUCUGGCGAAAAGCAAAGAGAGCGCCUCUCAGGAGCCUGGGUCCAUCAUUCAAAUGGUUCAAGACAAAUCUAAGGCACUGGGAGCUAGCGCGGUCGCAGUAGCACAGGGAGCCCAAAUGGAAGCCUUGAAGCGCCUGCAAGAGCUACAGGAGAAGAUGGUGGGCGGCGAGAAGAAAGGCGACACUAAGCUGAAAGAGAAGCGGAAGCAGCGCAAGGCAUACGCAAUGUCGAGGAAGGAGAGACUGGUCCGGGCGGUAAAUAAGAUGGACGAUGACGGCAUCAUGGUCAAGGUUUAUGACUCUCUACAAGACGAGAUCAAGUUUAAAACUAAAACUAUUGAUCGCCUGGAGAACCGUCUACAGUCGUACCAGGUAGAGAUUGAUGACCUCCAGGAAGAAUUUGAGCGUGACCGGGAAGACUACCUAGACAGCAUCCGUAAACAGGAGCAGACGAUAAAACUACAACAGCAGAUUAUCGAUAAGAUCCAGCCCUGCAUUCGACGCGACUGCAAUUACUACAACAUCGACAAGAUCAAAGCAGAGUGCACGUGGGACGAGGAGGCCGGCAAAUGGAACAUGCCUGAACUUGUCAUCACCAAGACGUCCCUCCCUACGCCCGGUGUGAUGCCAGGGGGGCUAACACCGGGGGGUAACACUCCUGGGCGUGGUCGGAAGUCCCCCAACCCCUCCAACUGGGGUCGCAGUACAUCACCAAGCAACAGGGCCCAAGUAAAUAACCAAGGACAAGUAAUGAAUGGCUAUGGAGGGUAUGAGGAGCCUUCAGAAGACCGAUUCCUACAACAUCUCUCCAAAAAUUCCAGCGACGAUUUUGCGUCCAGUUACUUUAAGCCCAAGCGAGCGGACAAGCUACUGCAAAACCGUUACGAGACUAUAGAAAGAAGGGAGACAGUUUCCCCCGUUACUGGUGGACGCCAGGGGGGUGCUUAUCCCUCCAAUAUACCUCCCCCAAGGGCGUUUGGUGGAAGUCAACAGCCUCCUCCUGAUGUGGUCCAACCAAGGCCGUUGAGACUUGAAUCACUCCAUGUCUCGAGCGAGAAAAAGAAAAAGAAGAAAAAGCAACAGAGGGAUGGGGAACCCUGGUAAUGGUGUUAAAUAAUUGCGAGUAGAUAAGGAAAUUUUAACCAAAUUAUACAUACGAAUUAUUGAGAUAUUUGUUUUUACAUAAUUACUCACAAUCCCCAUGUUGGUGGAGAACACACGUGUCGAUUAUUCCUCUAGACGUGCCUUCACAAAUGGCAAAGCCCUACACAGUUAGUUAGAAAGGGCUCGAACUCUGACCAAUAGGGUAAUGAUCAGCCGAGUCCAAGGACUCUUGCCAGCCCGUUCGAGGGAGGUGGAUAGUCUUUUGUGACGUCACAACUACUACCAACCACAGGAACCCCAAUCAAAACACCCUGGAGUACUGUACGUUGCCCCAGGUAGCCAUAUUGUAAUUUAUGACCUCGUGAGAAUAUCCUAGUUUAUUUCCACAUCACAGAGUGUACAAGAACAAUAAUUGUCUUUUUAGGGCCUUCGGGGUGCUUAGUGAAUCUAUCGGCGACUUAUUAUGUGAUAUUAAAAUGCGACCUGUACACAUUGAUCACUUUUCGUGAUGGUUAAUCAACUUAUGCAUGUAGUACGAUUAAAGUCAAAGCGUUCUGUGAUGUGACCUAUUCAACUGAAAUCUGCAGUACAUACCACAGGGAUAUUUGCGAAAUUAUACUAUUCAAUUCGAUACACUAAUAGUGUGAGAAGUCACACUGGGGCAAAAGCAACUCGUUAAUCGUGUUUUUCCAUAUCGACAUAAUGCGAGGCCCUUCCUAGACGAGGUCGUUAUGCACAACAUGUAUGUCUGUAAGACACGUUAUUUAAUUAAGAACAUUAGAUGCCAUUUUGAAUGGCUUGGGGGUGGAACAGCUGGAGACUAAAAGAUUGAGUGCAAUCUAUUUACUCGUAGAAUAGGUUGAAACAAAACAUAAGUUUAUGAAAAGGUUCCGAAAACAUCUCUUGUCAUGUCCUUGUAUUAUAUUGUAUAUUAAGCUUUGCCACUGUAAAUAAAUUGCACCACGAGUAAAGUGGCAAUUGUGA
This is a messenger RNA of Nematostella vectensis (starlet sea anemone), 3977 nucleotides long. RefSeq names its product kinesin-like protein KIF17. The transcript is spliced from 5 exons. Gene Ontology annotation, biological process: microtubule-based movement. Lineage: Eukaryota; Metazoa; Cnidaria; Anthozoa; Actiniaria; Edwardsiidae. The coding region runs from base 366 to 2993 and encodes 875 amino acids. The record is from RefSeq and is a predicted model, not a curated record. Gene Ontology annotation, molecular function: ATP binding; microtubule binding; microtubule motor activity.